AUGCACAGACUAACCAUAAACUAUAUGCAAGAAUCCUUUGAAAUACAAGUGGCCGAAAAGGAAACAAUCGAUGAGUUAAAGAAGAAGAUAGCUGAAAAGACUCAAGUCCUUCCCGAAAGACAGCGAUUGACCCAUAAAGGCAGUAUCUUACACGAAGGCCAUAAAACCAUGCAGGAUAUUGGCGUUGAUAGUACAUCCGUUAUCUAUGUUAGCAAAGUAGAGGAUUCACAUGGUCCUAAAGAGAUUAAAGGCCAAGUGCAUCCACAACAACCGGUUCAUCCCGGUAUGGCUAUGAUGAAAGACCCCGGCAUGAAGAAGAUCUUCAGCAACCCCGAAGUAGUCAAAGGUAUCAUUGAUAUGUUCCCUGAGAUGAAGAAAGACAAUCCAGAACUACGUAAACUCAUGGAAAGUUCUCAAAUGCUGGAAGAGAUGGCUAAACUAGCUGAAGAUCCGGACUACAUGAACACGCAAAUGAAGAACAUAGAUAUCGCCAUGGCUAAACUAGAAACAAUUCCAGGCGGUUUCAAUAUGCUUCGUGGGAUGCUUAAAACGCAAAAGGAUCCCAGUGCAGGUUUAGCCGAAGGACUUGAUAUGACUAGUUUUAAGGAAGGUUCAGCAGUAGUUCCAGAGAUAGGCAAGCCAGCACCCAAUCCGUGGGGGUCUUACAACUUCAAUCCUAUCUUGGAGUACCGGCGGCAAGUGGAGUACAUGAAAGAGUGUGGAUUUACCGAUGUGGGGUCCAAUAUUCAGCUGCUGAUCAAGCACCAAGGCAAUGUUGAUGAAGCCAUUAGCGAGAUUCUUUCAGCAUCCAUGCACUCCCCCACGACCGACACUGAGUCUCGCAUCUAG
This is a messenger RNA of Nematocida homosporus, 849 nucleotides long. RefSeq names its product ubiquilin. Gene Ontology annotation, molecular function: polyubiquitin modification-dependent protein binding. Gene Ontology annotation, cellular component: cytosol. The transcript has a single exon. The record is from RefSeq and is a predicted model, not a curated record. Gene Ontology annotation, biological process: ubiquitin-dependent protein catabolic process. Bases 1 to 849 code for a protein of 282 amino acids. NCBI's taxonomy places the organism in Eukaryota, Fungi, Microsporidia.